AUGGCGGCCCCCAGCUCCCCGGUGCUCUUUACGGACCCGACUUCGGAGCCCUGCCGCUCUGUCCACUGGCUCUGCAAGGCCGCUGGCAUCCCCCUCCGACUUCGCGCCACGUGGCUCGGCCGUGGCCAUCACCGCCAAGAGGCCUUUCUUCGUGUGAACCCUCGGCACCAGGUGCCGGCUCUGCUCCAUGGGCAGUUUGCUUUGAGUGAGGCGCAGGCCAUCAUGCGCUACCUUUGCGAGCUGCAUGGCGUUCUGGACCCAUGGUUCGGUGAGAGCCUCGAGGAGCGGGCGCGAAUCUCCAUGCUGCUCUCCUGGCACCACCACGCGGUCCGCAAGACCGUGAUGCUGAACCACAACUUGCCAGUGUACUACAUCCCCUUCUAUGUCGGCGAGGCCAAACAUCCCCGGCCCCAAAAGGCCCAGGUGGAAGAGCUGAGAGCAAACUUCGCCGAGUCCCUGCAGCAGCUGGAGGAAUUCAUCGGGUCCGGCCACUUCCUUGUGGGAGGGCGGCUCACAGCGGCCGACAUCGCCAUUGCACCGGAUCUGACGGCCAUGGACGUCGAUCCGGAUGUGAAUGAGAUCCUGGCCGCGUUUCCGGCCGUGCGCAG
Symbiodinium necroappetens is the source of this 608-nucleotide messenger RNA. Lineage: Eukaryota; Dinophyceae; Suessiales; Symbiodiniaceae. The record is from the annotation of a GenBank genome assembly.